Serendipita indica DSM 11827 is the source of this 465-nucleotide messenger RNA. NCBI's taxonomy places the organism in Eukaryota, Fungi, Basidiomycota, Agaricomycetes, Sebacinales, Serendipitaceae. The record is from the annotation of a GenBank genome assembly.
AUGCCAUCCUCUUCUCCUUCACUUUACUCCUCAACCGUGCUAAUCUUCCUUCAAUUUCUCUGGUCAACAAAUGCUGCGGUAGUUUCCUCUACUUCAUCCUCUUCGUCACCUCGCCGCAAGCCUUGUACGGACGAAAAUGGCCAUCCUAUAAAAAAGGGCUUAUGCAAUAGCACCUUGACGAUUAGUCUAGCAACUUCGGUGCCCGUCAUACUCUUCUUCAGCCUAGGUAUUCUCAUCUUUGUCAAAUUGAGACGGAAAAGAGCUCAAGAAGCAAUGAUGAAUGAGCUAGGUCUCGAAUCCAAGGCCUCACUGCCUGGGACGACCACGACGACCACCCCCCAUCCCCCGAGCCGCACAAAGGUCGUGAAAGUUAAAUUGCCCGGGCUCCACAUACCACCUCAAAUGGGGACGUAUCCCGGUCCUGAUUCAGUCACAACCCCGGUCUCACUUCAUAUACGACAAUAG